AUGCGACGCAGAGCGCACACGGUUAAAGUUGUGCUUGAUGCCAGUGCGCCGUUUGAGGCUUUUCAAAACGAAAUACCAUUUCGCGAAAAGUUCCUAUUUAUAUCUUCUGAUAACGAGCUAGUUAACGCCCAGGUGCGCCCUGAUAGCGACUCUCAUGCCCUUCUGAGAUCCGCGGAUAUGUAUGAUGACAGGACCCGCGAUCGUUUGCAGAAGAUUGAAUCUGGGUUAUACGCAAAGGAGGUGGCGAGUAAUCGUUCGAAAGAGGCCCCUUGGCGGAUAAAACCGUCGGAAUGUGUGUUUCCAGAUUCAAUUUGUGACCUUGAUAAGGAGUUGGAAAUGCCGUCAUUGGCAGAUCUCGGAGAAUUUUCGGAACCCGAUGAGACGCUGCUGGAUGAAAUGGCACUUAGCCCUGGUAGUACUAGAGAAACGCAGUCCCAAGACAGUGGUCGAUUCAUGCAACAUACUGUAGGGAGCGACAAGGACUUGGGGUCAGAUUGGGACACGAGACUGCCAGCCGAAAUUGAAAAGCUUGCUGUCAAACCUGAAAUCUAG
Messenger RNA from Coccidioides posadasii C735 delta SOWgp, 552 nucleotides. The record is from RefSeq and is a predicted model, not a curated record. NCBI's taxonomy places the organism in Eukaryota, Fungi, Ascomycota, Eurotiomycetes, Onygenales, Onygenaceae.